Nasonia vitripennis (jewel wasp) is the source of this 5985-nucleotide messenger RNA. It is a transcript of the gene Rap2l, whose product is annotated as ras-related protein Rap-2a. Bases 1038 to 1583 code for a protein of 181 amino acids. Lineage: Eukaryota; Metazoa; Arthropoda; Insecta; Hymenoptera; Pteromalidae. The record is from RefSeq and is a predicted model, not a curated record. Gene Ontology annotation, cellular component: plasma membrane. Gene Ontology annotation, molecular function: GTPase activity; GDP binding; GTP binding. The transcript has 2 exons. Gene Ontology annotation, biological process: negative regulation of cell migration; Rap protein signal transduction.
GCAGACAUCGCGUCAAGACGUCGGAAAGAAGAAGAGAGAAGUGCAGCACUCUCCCCAAUCUGCCUCGCGAUCUUUCCCACAAAGAAAACGGGAGCCAGCAGCAGCAGCAGCAGUACCUCUAUCCCCUCCCCCUCCUCCCCGCCAUUCCAUUCACGAUUUCGUCCGAAGAGCGGCGGUGCGCUCUCAGUCUCGCUGCGCGUCUCGUUCGAGGCGGUGGGCUCCGCCGUGUCGUUGAUGUGCUUGCAGUAGUGUGUUUUAAUCCGUGUGUUGCAGAUUUCUCCAUCAGUGCGAUAUAUCUGCAAGCUGCACAGUGCGCUCGAUAUAUAUAUAUACAUAUAGCUGGUAUAUACGUGGUGCGCGACGACGGCGACGAGAGUGAGUGUCGAUAUUAUAACCUAAAAAGUGCAAGAUAUAGAUAUAUAUAUACACUGCAUCUCUCGCUGUGCUGUCUCUCUACACUCGGUGCGAGAGGAGAGAACGAUAGAAGAAGGAGAGGGUAUAUAUACGGACAAAGUGAAGGAGAGCGAGCGCAACGCCUGCAGGCGGCGGAAGGAAGCAGCGGACGCCCGAGUGCCGAUAAGAUGGCGUCACGCGUGUCGUCGUCGCGCAGGAAGAAGUAAAGAGACGACGACGAGCCGCUCUGUCUGCGUGUGCCCAGCGAGUGAGUUUCCAGCUAGAUUUUUCAUCCGCUCUAAUACGCGCUCGAUCUCGACCUAUCUGGCUUCCUUCGCCAACCUACGCCUUCCCCCCCAGGAUCCACGCUGAGUCUUGGUGUCAUCAGGAUCAGAGCAGCAGUUCCAUCCAAGUGUAAGCCCAGAAUCCAGGGAGAGUGAGUCAGACGUCCAGCUAGAUGCCUUUGUUGUCAAGGAACCGCCGUCAAGGCUUCAAAUCGUAGCCCAAGGUGAAGGUCGUCGAGGAAGCCAAGGCUAAACCGCCUCUCGACCCUCUAGCAGUAGCAAGGCAUCUCAGCCUCCUGCUCUAAACUCUUCAACAACCAACCAGCAUAUUUUCACACGCACAUAGCCACCCAAGGCAUCAUGAGGGAGUUCAAAGUGGUAGUGCUAGGCUCGGGCGGUGUGGGCAAGAGUGCCCUGACAGUGCAGUUUGUGUCCGGCUGCUUCAUGGAGAAGUACGACCCGACAAUCGAGGACUUCUACAGGAAGGAGAUCGAGGUGGACAACUCGCCAUGUGUCCUGGAGAUCCUCGACACAGCUGGCACAGAGCAGUUUGCCAGCAUGCGAGACCUCUACAUCAAGAAUGGCCAAGGCUUCGUGGUGGUCUACAGUCUGACGAACCACCAGACCUUCCAGGACAUCAAAGCCAUGAAGGAGCUGAUCACCCGGGUCAAGGGCACCGAGAGGGUCCCGGUACUUCUGGUGGCCAACAAGCUCGACUUGGAGCACCAGCGUGAGGUCGACACCGCGGAGGGUAAUGCCCUGGCGCAGAUGUGGGGCUGCCCAUUCGUCGAGGCGUCGGCCAAGAACCGCACCAACGUCAACGAGGUCUUCGCGGAGAUCGUGCGCGAGAUGAACUUCAGCCCCGAGAAGGAGAAGAAGAGCUACUGCUGCUGCAGCGUCCUCUAAUACUUAAUCAAAAGAGACGAUCGACUGAUUCUUCGCGCGGACGUCGCCGCAGCCCGAUUAUUAUCAUUACUACUACUACUACUGUCAUAUGGUCAAUUCCUGACGGAAGGAGGAGGACGUAUGCUCUCCCGCGCCGCUAGACGGGCUGUGAGAGAUAAGGAGCCGCGAGAGGGAGAGAUAUAUAUAUAUAUAUAUUCAGUGGGGAGCAGUGAGUAAUAGGUUAUAAGCGUCUCUUCUCGGGGACGAUGAUGAUGAUGACGAUGUCGCGCAUACUCCUCGCGCGCGCGCGCUCGGUUAUUUUAUUACGCGCCGAUAGGUAUUACGUGUAAUAUUAUUGUAAUAUAUAAACGGUAGGCAUAGGCAGGCAAUAGAGAAAGGAGAAAGAAUACACGAUGAGAGCGGAUUUGGACCAAUGCGGGAGUGGAGGGCUGCGCUGCAUUUAGAGAAGAGGAAGCUCUGGCACACACACACACACACACAGAUACACCCACGCGCGCAUACAAAGACAGAUACACACGAACACGCAUGGAUCGCGCGUAUAUUCUCCAUAAGUUAGUUGUUAUGUAUAUUGUUAUAUUAUAUUUCUUCGGCGACAAACCAAACUCGAUGUAACAUUGUUAUAAUAUCGUAAGGCUAGGUAACCGCUCUCCGUCGUCAGGCUGAUCAGAACUGGAAUUAUUACUAUUAUUCUCGAUUAUUCUAUACAACUAUUAUUCUUCUUUUUUUUAUAUACACGCAUAUAUAAAUAAUACUCCUCGUUGUUUUUAAUCUACAUUUGUCUCCUCUCGAGUGAGCCCAGUUCUGUCGGCCUGCGUGCGCUCGACUUUGGCAAGCAGCGGAAUCGAGAGGAAAAGAGAGAAAAACUUGCACUUUGUUCGUUCAGUAUUUUCUGGUUGUUUUCCUUUAUUUUUUAUUUCUUAUUAUUGACGACGUGUACUUCGCGUGAUACGGAAUUUUUGUUGUUUUUUUUAUUCGUGUAGAAAAAGAAACGUAAUAGUAAUAAAGCGCGGAUCGGGAAUGCGAUGAAAGCCCGGCGCAGAGUUUUUCUCUUUUUGGAGCUUGAGUUCUUACGCUUUCUGUGCUCGAACCAAAGUUAUGGCACCUGUAGGGGAAGAGAGAUUUUCCACGCGAUCGAGCAUACGACACACGACGAUGAUCGAUGAUAAUGAUGAUGAUGAUGUACCGUUUUACUUUUAUCAUUUCUACUAUGAUUAUUAUUACUAUAACUUCAAGCGAAAUCUCAUUACUAAUUGUACGAUAUAGUUUGUUAAGGAAACCAUAUUGGAAGCUUCUUCGAUGUUUUUUUCCGUCUUAGUUCAACGCGAUAUAGACGUAGUUCGUUAUUGCCGUAGCCUCCGCAGAACGAGUAUUAAACGCUGAAUUCCAUAGGCGCACACAUCUUUUUUUCGACAUAUUCUAAAAUUUUAAGGCGACGCGCGGGAGACUUCACUCUUCCUCAUGCAUAUUUUUUUUCGUAUCAAUUAUAAACGAAUUGUAAAGUUGCGUUCGUCACUUCCGUUCUGUCCAUGCGACGACACUGUGUAUAAAUCUGUACACCGGGGUGCCGCAGCUUUUACGCACGAGAAUCCGCGCAGAUAUAUCACCCGAAGCCACAAAAACAAAAAGAAGUAAAGUACCCCCCCCCCCCCCUGUAGAGCAGAGAGAAAGAGAAGCUAAGCACGUAGAUCCAGAGUCGUGAGAGUCGAAAUCGCAUAUUUUUCUAACCGAGAGAUAAAGAAGCUGCGUCGACGGCACAAAUCUAGAUUUUCUAGACGCGGCUUAUGGGGCGAGACGACAAAUAGAAUAAUUUUUGCGCAUAUCAUUCGGACGAGGAAGGAAACUGCUCUGCUGCCCGCCCCCACCGACGAUUUUCAAUUCCACGCGACGGCUAUUUGUACGGAGAGAGAGAGAGAGAGAGAGAGAGAGAGAUAAGGGACGAGCGGCUUUUUUUCAAGCCGCUCGAGCGAACUUUCUUAUCGGGUCACAAACACCUACACACGCUAAUUGGUACGAAAAAAAGAACAACCGCUCAAAAGUAUGAAAACGAGAAGAAAAAAAAGGUUUGAAAUAAAAGCUAACACCACAACUUAGAUGGAUAUCGGCCUUUCAGUACUACCUGCGUAUGAUAUUGUGUACGAAAUAUGUUAUAUUUUUUACAAUGUGAAGAAAACUGUAAAUAUGAUAGCGAGUCAGGUUAUACAUAAAUAUAUAUAUAUUAUAUAUACGAUAAAAUUAAUCGUCCCACCCGUGGCAAGGACUACCGACAGGGGCAUAUAUGAAAGAAAGUGCAUCACAAGCCAUAAGUGUAUACGUAGUUGUCAAAAAGAAAAUCGAGCAAAAACAAGUAGUAGAAUUGUCGAGCAAAAUAAAAAAAAAAUAAGACAGGAGUCCUUCGUGCGGGCGGAGCUGAGAAAAAAAGUGCUCGAGACCGGGGCGACGCUGUCCCAGCGACGAGCUUUGCGAGUGACGAUUUUCGUCGAAUGCGGUGCUGGCAGAGAAAAUACAUGUAUAUGUGUAUGUAUAGUUUCAGAAGGAAAUUGCUAUCGCGCAACGAUAAAUGGCAUUUUUCGCGCCGUUGUAUCUCUUUGCUGAACUUAAAAUACACACACAUGCUCGCACGACGCGCAUUGUGCAGUGUCCGAUUAGAUCUCGCGAACCUUGUAUUGGACACUGAUCCCGAGUCAAUUGUAAAAGCGUCACGCGACAGUCUUCGAUUUCAGAUUGUAAAAUAUUGUAAAAAAAAUGGUUAUCUGGACUUUUGAAAAAUAAACAAAUAAUCGGUCGACACCUGCCAGCCCGAUAAUCUAGUCAUAGCAAAGACGUCGUAGCAAAAAAAAAAGUGAAAAUGUAUCACAGGAAAGCAGCGAAAGCUCGUCGGCGAGUCUCGUCGCCGCGGUCUCGUAAAUUUUUGUACGAUGUAAAAAUAGAGAUUGCGAGAAGAAGGAGACGGUGGAAGAGGAGGACGUGUAGGAAGCGAAAAAUUUUUGAAUGUCAAUCGUGGUUUUUUCAUCGCGCAACAAAUACUUACACAAAAACACACACACAGGCACAUGCUUCUCUCGUCCGUUUUGUCCCUCGGUUUUCCGGAGUCCGAACACGACUCUAAUCGACGAGAGAAUUAUUAUUAUAUAUAAAUUCUAUGUAAUUGUAUAUCGAUCAUAAUGUACAUAUAGUCAAGCACACACGAUUUUCUCUUCCGUUCGACUUCGUUUGUAUUUCAAUAUUUGUUUUCUCUUUUUUUUCUAUGCGUGCGGCUAUAUAGAUAGGCGAGAGUGAGAGAGAAGCGAUUGUACAUGAUGGGCUUUCCAGGCCGGACGGCGAAUCGAGUGGAAGCUUUAGUAAUUUUUUAUAUUUUUCUUUUCGUUUGUUUAAGGUCGAGUAACGUCUGUGUACUUGGAUCUGGAAUGUAAUUUUAAGUUCUCUACUCAUUGUUUUGUGAAGAAAAGAAGGUUGAUCGUGUUCGCGAUUACAUAGGAAGUUAAUCGCUCUGUUCGUCAACCGUAUGUACAUGUAAUUACUCGAUCGAUGAGCGCUUGCACUCGAAUCGCCAGCCCGCGUUAUGCACACGAAGAAAAAGGAUUUUUAUAUGAUUUAUAUAUGGUACGUGUAGAGUAUAUAAUUUCCUUUUUAUCGGGACGAAUUUUUAGCGGAUUUAUUAAUUAUAUAUAGAUACAAAAAAAAAACACGAAAUGGUUUAAGAUGAAGUUAGGAAAAAAAGAUAAGGAAAAAAACAUAGAGGUAAAACGGAGGUUGUAUAAGUGGCAUUUUCUACUUGAGGACAAUGACGACGAUGAAUGUUUUAAUGAUAGAGCAGAGAAGCUACUUGUUGAACCGAUUUUUUUGUACACAUACGCGAGAAAUGAUGAUGAAAAAUGAAGAAUAAAUACGAUAAACGUCUUUGCAUUUUUUGGUGCACAAAAACCCACAGACACACAUACUAUGUUUUCCACAGCGCAACUUGUAUACGCUCUACCUUUUAUCCCCCGAACGAGAGAAUCAAACGAAAGCGGAUCGAUACGUUGAACCGACACUUUUUUUACUUUGCCAAUCCUCGUCUCUCUUCUUUUUUUUUUUUUUUUUAUUAAAAUGCGCAUACGUACACGUAUAUGCACACGAAAUCGAUGAACAAUAUUGUAACGGCAUUUUUUUCUUCUUUCUUUGGCAAUAUUGCACAAAUGUAUUAACGAACGAUCGUAUCGGAAAUCCGAAGCUAUGUAAAGGGGAGCGAAAGAAAGAAACCGUACAACUGCGACACAAAACUGCAUUGAAUUUGUAAAACUGAUAUACGGACAGUCCUGUGCAAUAACUAUGCGUUUCUAAGCUAUGUGCCCUGCCUUCAUUUAAAAAUUUUAUACAGUGUAUUACAGUGAAUAAUAAAUUACUACUAUUAUUAUUAUUAAUA